Messenger RNA from Opisthorchis viverrini, 222 nucleotides. RefSeq lists its product as hypothetical. Bases 1 to 222 code for a protein of 73 amino acids. NCBI's taxonomy places the organism in Eukaryota, Metazoa, Platyhelminthes, Trematoda, Opisthorchiida, Opisthorchiidae. The record is from RefSeq and is a predicted model, not a curated record. The transcript is spliced from 2 exons.
AUGUUUCUAAUCUAUUCUGACAGUCCCAAAAAAACUGCUCCAAGAUAUUUUGUCGGAUCAAGCUUUGUCGCUUCGACGCGCCGUCAACUGCAGCGACAUCCAAACGAGCAAUCCUCUUAUUCACGAACAAUGUGUCUGGAGUUGGAAUUCUAUAGCCCACUCCGUCAAACUGGUUCGUUGGCUGAUCUCGCCGGCUGUGAUCUGCACAUUUGUAAGGACUGA